AUGGGUCCCACUCCAGACCACUGGCAUUCCGCUCCUGAAGUGGUCCCAGAAACAGGCCUGUAUGUUGUCAGAGACGACUUCCCAGAGCCUGUCAAUUCAGCAGACAUCAAUCACAACCAAUGGCCUCAACAUCCAGAGACAAACUAUCCAGAAGGGCAACAUCUAGGAGGGUAUUUUGCGGAAGGGAAAAAGGCACACCAUACAGAGAAGGAUCUUCCAGAAGCGGUCCCUCCUGAAGCGGUCCCUCCUGAAGCAGGCACCAGAAAAAGACUCUGGGGCCUCGCAUCUCGAACGUCUUGGAUCUUGUUCUCAAUCGCUGCCGUCGUGAUCGUGGGCGCCGCAGUCGGUGUCGGUGUCGGCGUCUCAAUAUCCAACCGAUCUCAGUCUACGGAGAGUUCCUCUGCAUCACCCGCCUUUUCCUCCACCACGACCCCAACCUCACUCGGGGUCGUAUCAACCAGUCUAUCCUCAAGCGCAAGCGACGCGCCGACAAUUACUAGUGCGCAGUCGACAACAUCCGUCACAACAACCGAUGUGGUAGGGCCGAGCUCGACACUAUAUCGCGACUGCCCAUCGUCGGAUAAAACACUGCAUGAUGUUACUUUUGGUAACGACACAUACGUGUUCCGAAAGUUCUGCAGCACGGUUCUCGUUUCCAUCAGGGGGGAAAACGACAACCUCGUAAGCACACCUUCGACAAACUUGAACUCAUGUAUCAAUGAGUGCGCCAAGUACAACUACAAGAGCGCUUCGGAGAUUGCUUCAGGUAAAAGUGACGCCUGCAACACCGUGUGUUGGUGGAACAACUUCAACACCCAAUACCCGGGCCAGUGCUGGGGCUUCACAACCCAGAAUUCGUCGGCGGGUGAAUUCCAGUUCGAGACGCAAUUGAUUUGUGACUCUGCUGGGUGGAUUAAUGAAACUUGA
Diaporthe citri is the source of this 927-nucleotide messenger RNA. RefSeq lists its product as uncharacterized. NCBI's taxonomy places the organism in Eukaryota, Fungi, Ascomycota, Sordariomycetes, Diaporthales, Diaporthaceae. The transcript has 2 exons. The record is from RefSeq and is a predicted model, not a curated record. The coding region runs from base 1 to 927 and encodes 308 amino acids.